CAAAAAGCAUGACACUCCAUAACCGCACAAACUUCAAAAGUUUUGUUUACAUUGAAAGACUCACAUCUACACAAGAUUGCAACCGUGUGGUUAAAGUUUUUAGUUGAACAAUUCCGGCAAAAUGGAAACAGAUAGUUCGCCUGUUACUGAGACCAAGCAUCUGAUGUGUGUCCCCGGACAAAGACUCUGCCUGUGUGAAGAAAAUACAAUCCCCGGUCAAGGUACAUACGAACGACAGGGAUACAUCUACUCAAUGCUGGCCGGAUUGGUACAAAUUCGACAGAAAGAUAAGAUGAAAGUACUCGAAGUCAAAUCGUUCGGAAAUCAAACCAUUGUUCCGAUUGCCGGUGAUAUUGUAACAGCCAAAGUAACCGUUUUGAAUCAGCGAAUAGCCAAAUGUCUGAUUACUUGUGUGGGCGAUGUAACGUUGAAUCGGACGUACCGCGGCUUAUUGCGGAAAGAAGAUGUUCGAAGCACAGAAAAGGAUCGUGUCGACAUGUACAAAUCAUUCCGACCGGGCGAUGUCAUUCUGGCCCGUGUGUUACCGCACACCGAACUACAUUGCUACCAGUUGAGCACUGCCGAAAACGAACUCGGAGUUGUUGUGGCAAUGGCUGCUGAAUCUGGUCUGCAUGGUGUGCCAAUGAUUCCAGUAAGUUGGACAGAAAUGCAAUGCCCACAAAGUUUGGUUAAGGAACAGCGGAAGGUUGCAAAAAUUGUGUCAGAAAGUGCCGUCAAUAUCAAAACCGAACCAAAACCGUAGAAUAAAGGCAAACGCAAAAAAUUUUGAAAAUUAUUUU
Molecule: messenger RNA, 800 nt
Organism: Bradysia coprophila
Lineage: Eukaryota; Metazoa; Arthropoda; Insecta; Diptera; Sciaridae
Gene: Csl4
Product: exosome component 1 Csl4
Biological process (GO): RNA processing
Cellular component (GO): nuclear exosome (RNase complex); cytoplasm
Molecular function (GO): RNA binding
Source: RefSeq, a predicted model, not a curated record